AUGGGAAACUGCUUCUCCGACCCCUCGCACCCGCCGAAACCAAAGGGCAAAGGCCAAGUCCUCGGUUCUGCCCCCGCCCCCUCUUCCACUUCUCACCAACCGCAACAGCAAGGAUACUCGCAGAGCACAGCGGGGUCUCAGAGACAAGGUGGAGGGAGGAUCAAUAGCCAGCCAGCGCAGAGUUUGGGAGGAAGUGUGAAUGGGGGAGGAGGAGGGGAUGCGAGGGAUAGAGCGUUGAGGGCUGCUGAAGAGAGAGCCAAAGCUGCGCAAGGAAAGGGAGUGCACGCUUCCAACCCCAAAGCCGGGCAAUUAUCCGGCAAGCUGGCGGCACAAGGACGGACGAGUGCUGCUCAAGGGAACCAGAAUGAGCGAAUGAUGGUGAGCUUGAUACACUCAGCCAGGGCUGGGGCCGGGGGUCAGCGCUGA
Messenger RNA from Cryptococcus wingfieldii CBS 7118, 426 nucleotides. RefSeq lists its product as hypothetical. The transcript has 2 exons. Bases 1 to 426 code for a protein of 141 amino acids. NCBI's taxonomy places the organism in Eukaryota, Fungi, Basidiomycota, Tremellomycetes, Tremellales, Cryptococcaceae. The record is from RefSeq and is a predicted model, not a curated record.